Abrus precatorius (Indian licorice) is the source of this 360-nucleotide messenger RNA. Its product is annotated as auxin-responsive protein SAUR71-like. The transcript has a single exon. Lineage: Eukaryota; Viridiplantae; Streptophyta; Magnoliopsida; Fabales; Fabaceae. The record is from RefSeq and is a predicted model, not a curated record. Gene Ontology annotation, biological process: response to auxin. Bases 1 to 360 code for a protein of 119 amino acids.
AUGGGUAAAACAUAUAGUAUUAGUUCUUGGGGAUUGUGGAAGGGUGGUUUUGGAGUAGUGGUACCUGUGAUGAGGAAACUACACACCACUUUCUCACGUCCAAAAGGGGUGAAGCAAGGCCACUUUGUGGUGAUUGCAACUGAAGGGUGGAAACCAGAGCGAUUCUUUAUUGAAUUGGGAUAUUUGGAUCACCCUGAUUUUGUGAAGUUGUUAAAGCAAGCUGAAGAAGAGUUUGGGUUCUCUCAGGUAGGAGCACUUGCAAUUCCUUGCGAACCAGAUGACUUGAAGAGAAUCAUCGAAAGGAAAAAGAAUAGAAACAAGAGUGUUACAUGUUGGGUUAAGGGGAUUAGAGUUGCAUGA